ACAAUAUUUGGUGCUGGUUCCCCUCCUGAUCCGCACAGAGACCCCUGAGAACAUCUGCGUCCAGUUGAACCACCUGAACGAGUCCGUGACACUGAGCGCCACGCUGGAAUACGCAGCACACAACAGAAGCCUCAUCAGUGAUGUGAUAUCCGAGAAGGAUUUUUUCCGGUGCAUCCCCAUUGAGCUUCCCCGAUUGAACGGCACCUCGAACCCCUCGGUGCUCCUUCUCACUGUGAAGGUGGAAGGGCAGACGCUGGCCUUUUGGAGCCGGAGAAGGGUGCUCGUGAAAAACGUGGACAGCCUGGUCUUUGUCCAAACGGACAAACCCAUCUACAAGCCAGCACAGGAAGGUAAACAACCAGUUCCGGUGGAAAGACAAUUCCUUGGAAAUCUUGCCUAAUCUGUCCAAACAAGG
Pogona vitticeps (central bearded dragon) is the source of this 415-nucleotide messenger RNA. The record is from RefSeq and is a predicted model, not a curated record. NCBI's taxonomy places the organism in Eukaryota, Metazoa, Chordata, Lepidosauria, Squamata, Agamidae.